CAGACAACGCUUCGCAAGUUUACAUACCUCAUAUAAAUCCUGAGCAAUUCCUCAUUAUGGCCCCGCUCCACAACAUCCUAACGACUCUCUUGUUGGGUUCCAUCUCGUUGGCCGCGGCGCUUCCAGCGAACAUUACUACAUCCGCCGUGAAUCUUGAAGGUUCCUUUGUUAAUGAUAUCGCAAAAUGCCCAAGGCUAACGAAGAGAACCAGUGUACCUACCAACGUAGCAGAUGUUCGUCCGGAUGAUUUGAAAGUUGUCCUGGCUCUCGGUGAUAGUAUCACUGCCGCCUUCGCCGCAAAAGGCCACCAAAUCACCAAGCCGUUUGAGCUUCUCGAUGAGCACCGUGGCCUCUCCUUCGCAAUGGGUGGGGACAAAGGAGCUGUUAGUUUGGCAAACUUCUUCAAGGCCUACGCUCCGGAAGUCAAGGGCCCCUCGACCGGCCAACAUCUAGUGACGGUCUGCUACGGAGGUCUCUGUAAUGGACUCAAAUACUAUCCUGAAGACGGCUUCAACGUCGCCCAAAGCGGAGCCAUGGUGGAGAACCUGGACGCGGAACUGGAUCUUCUGAUCACUCAGGUCAAAGCAAACAAGAACGUUGACAUCCAAAAUGACUGGAAGUUCUUGAACAUCUUGAUCGGAGCCAAUGACAUGUGCCAAGCAUGUCCCGGGAGUCUCACCGGCGACAAAUACGAGCAAUCUAUGCGAGCGAUCAUUGAGAAGCUUCGUGCCAACUUCCCACGUUUGAUUGUUCACAUUCAAACCAUCUUCAAAGUGUCCCAGGUGUGGGACAUCACAAAGGACAUUCCUUACUGCAAAACUAUCCGUGCUUUCGGUCUCAGCAUGGUAUGCCCUUGCGGCUUCCUUGGUGGCGACACAUUUAUUGGCGUUGGAGGUCGCCAGAUGAUGGACAAUGCUGCCGAUACGUGGAAUGCGCGCUUGAUGAAAAUUGCAGCUGACUACAAGGGCAAGUACAAUGACUUUGCUGUGGUUGUCGACCCUGCGACUGGAGGAACCCCGGUGAAAAGUUUCGGUCAAGACUUUAUUUCCAACAUUGACUGUUUCCAUCCUUCUGUCAAUGCCCAUCAAUUCAUCGCCAAGUCGGUUUGGAACAACCUGUUUCUCCCCUCAAACAAGAAAGCCACCACCUAUGACACCAAGCGCGAAACCAGCAUCUACUGCCCGACAGAAGCAGACAGGAUUCAAGUCUUGUAAUGAGAGAAUACUCCAAAAUCUAUGAUUAGUGGCUGUCUCGAAAUAGCUUUGUUUACCGUGCUUGUAGGACUUUAAUAUGUAGAAGCGCCGGUCGCUUAAUAAUGAACCGCUGUGAAUUUUCCGCA
Messenger RNA from Spizellomyces punctatus DAOM BR117, 1339 nucleotides. RefSeq lists its product as uncharacterized. The transcript has 6 exons. Gene Ontology annotation, molecular function: glycerophospholipase activity. Lineage: Eukaryota; Fungi; Chytridiomycota; Chytridiomycetes; Spizellomycetales; Spizellomycetaceae. Gene Ontology annotation, biological process: phospholipid metabolic process. The record is from RefSeq and is a predicted model, not a curated record. Bases 57 to 1214 code for a protein of 385 amino acids.